ACGCGUCCUGCGUACCCGCCAUCCGCUCGCUCAGCGUAUACACAGCCCGAACAAGCCCGUUUGGUGCCGUUCCUAGGCGUCGUUUUUACCCGCGAAGAUCACUGUGCACCUACGCUGAAGAAAGCAUGGUGCGCUGUACUUGUGCCGAGCCCCAUACGGAAUUAUGCCUCCUACGCGAUUGAUCGUGUUUGUGCGUGCAGUGCUACGUUAACCCUUGAAGAAGUGGGAGGUGCCUUGUAAACAGUCUGCCGGAUGACGUCUGCUUGUUCGGCAGUGGCUUUCAGCAUAACCGCUUUACGGAUUCGUCUUGGCGUGUUUGAAAGCGGUUUCUGAAGAAUGGGAAGCAGUCAGUCCACGAGCGCAGCGCCUGUGCAAGAGAUUACACGAUUCAAGGUUGGUGACCGCGUGGCAGUCACCAUGGACGUGGAAAACUUCAGGCUUCUUCAGAACGACUAUGGUGGAUGGGAAGCCCAAAUGUCUCUCAUCUUCGGGAAUGUCGGCAUCGUCCAGAAGCUGUUGCCAACCGGCGGCCUCAUGGUUCACUACAAGGAUGCCAACGCCACGUGGCAGCUGAACCCUACUGCGGUGGAGAAACUCAUCGCCUACAAAAGGGGUGAUAAAGUGAGAGUCUGCGUGAACCUCGAAACGUUGAAAGAAUUGCAAAAAGGGCACGGAGGAUACAAUGAAGGUAUGCAAAGGUCCAUUGGAAAAGUAGGCGUGGUCGUCAGAUGCGAGCCCAAUUUCGACGUGUGUGCACGCAUCUGUGGAGCAGUAUGGAACUACAACCCUCUAUGCCUGGAAGCCGCUCCCGAGUCACCUAUAGACAGCUCAGGCAGUUCCAGUUCUACGGACAGCAUUGAGUCUUCAGGUGAUGGCACUGAUACUCUGACUGAUGGGCUUGGAGGCUUGCUGAGGCUUGCUGAGCGCGUCGACGAGCUUGCGCAGGUGGUGCAGGGACGUAGCCUCGAAGAAUCGCCCUUACACGCCGCGUGUUAUCAUGGAGACGAAGAAUUGGCAAGGACAUUGAUAAAUGCUGGUAAUAACGUUAAUGUGAGAGACAGAAAUGGCGACACACCUCUUCACUACUGCGCACACGGGAACGAGCCCGGUGUCAUGCGCCUUCUUGUCAAUGCGGGAGCGGACCUAAACGCAGUGAAUGAGAAGAAUCGGACGCCACUGCACGUCGCUGCUUCAAAGGAGCAUGCGGACUGCGUUCGAACUCUACGAUCCUACGGAAGUCGCCUUAAAGUGAAUUUGCAGGACGUUGCAGGAGACACGGCCCUUCACGACGCCAUCACCGUUGGCAGCGCAGAAAUCACCAGCCUGCUGAUUAACCUUCGCACGAUUGACUUGUCAAUCACGAAUCAACGGGGCUUCAAUGCCCUACACCACGCCUGCUUGAAAGGAAAUAACCUCAUUGUGGAGAGAAUCCUGUCAAAACGGCCGAACUUGCUCAACGUCGCGAAGAAUGACGGCUUCACUGCUUUACACUUGGCGGCGAAUAAUGGACACCUCCGGGUUGCAAAAACCUUGUUGGCGAAGAGACGGUGUGACAUUAAUGCCCAUGCUUCUAAAGGAGAGACACCACUAAUGUUGGCAGUGCACUUUGGCCAUUGGGAUAUUAUGGAGCUUCUCGUGGAAGCCGGGGCUGACAUCAAUAGACAAGACCAGGACGGAGACACCGUGCUUCACUUUGCCUUUGCGAGGCACCAACUGAGGCAACUCCAGACAUCGGGGACAGCGAAUGCUCCUAACGUGUCAGCGAUUGAGCGAGAAUUGCCGAAUGGUCACUUGGCUCCUAUUUGCUACCUAGCCAACAGGGGAGCGGACGUGUACAUGAUGAACAACAAAGGAAUUACACCAUUGAUGCUGGCUGCCGGCUUUGACAUCUCAGAACAUGUCGUUGCCUGGGCUUCUAGAAGCCGAUUUCUGGCCCUGGAGUCUUCGAGGGUACUGCGGCAAAGUUCAGCCAGUCCUGCCGGUGGCGGACUGUGCAAGAUCUGCAGGGAAUCUGAAGCUAACGUUGUCUUCAAGCCAUGCGGCCACCGGACAACAUGUCGCGAGUGCUGCAUGCGCUGCAAAGUCUGCCUGACAUGCACUGGGCCCGUUCAGGCGAAGGUUAAUCUCGAUGGGACUCCUGUCAGAGGCAGGGAAACAAACCAGAGGACGCAGGAAGAACUGGACACUAAGCUGAGAGACCUCGAGGACCGGCACACGUGCGGUAUCUGCAUGGAGAAGCCUCGAGACGUGGCCUUUCUUUGCGGACAUGGCUCGUGCUCGUUGUGCGCUGAGAAUCUGGACCUUUGCCACAUGUGCCGUCAACCGAUCGAGAAAAAGAUUUCUUUGUAUUUCGAAUGAGUGUUCUCCUUGUAGACGGGCUCACUUGGGAUGGACAUAGUGCCAAAGAUGAUUCUCCAUAAAACCUUAUAACGAUGUUCUUUGAAAAAACCAGUAAGGACAUAUCAGAGAAAGAGCUAGAGAAACAGAAACGCUUCAUUUGCAUUACCCUAUUCGUCGCCUACCAUUUCUUUUUUAAAGGACCAUCUACGUAGCUUUGGUCAGAAUUUGUGCCAGACCACUAAGUAACCACGACAACUCAUCGACAGGCAACUCAAGAGCGAUGAAUAGUUUUUUUUUUUCUGUGGGGGCGCCACUGAGUAGUACAGUGGUCGGAGCCUAAAUUCCCACGCAAACUAGGAGGUUUGAAUUGUAGAUAACAAAAUGUGCUUAAAACAUUGCCUGCUGAAAAACAUUUUCCUCCAAACACAACAUUCGCCUAAAUCAUCAAUGCGUUGUGGAAUGACAUAUUCAAAUACACGGCACAUCUUGCACCAUUUCCCAAAACUAAACUUUCUAAAAUUGCGUGUCACUUGUGAUAUGUGAAAUGUGAUACUUUUCAAUAUCUUCCUCAGCCAAGGCAAAAUAUUUGUGUACUCAAAUUUAACUAUUACUUUUUCUUCUAAGAAAGGUACGUUACCUUCUUCCUGCUGGCCCUAUGUUACAUUCCAAGCCGUCUUUGACGAUCAAAGCAGGGUCCACUAGCGCACCUGUUAAGAAAGUAAUUUCUGAAUCUCUCCUUGUUACUUCUUGCUGGCGCAUAGGAUGAAAGGAUAAUAGUGAGCUACUGUUUCUUGACCGCAACAUUUGUUCUUCUCACAACAAAGAAGAGUAUAAAUAUAAGUAUAAAAUGAAAACAUGGGAGUGACGUAAGAGUCUGCCUCUCUUUGCUUUCUGAAGCUGAAAUAUCUAUUUACCUGCUGUAGGCGUUAGUACUACUCCCUCUUUCGCAAAACGAUACUUGAGCUUAUACAUCUGCAGGCUUACAUUUAUUGUUGUCAUUGUUAUUUGGUGCUGUUCAUGGAGGUGUUGCAGGGUGGGUGCUGAGAACCUAAAUAAGGACAUAAGAGGAAGUGCAGGCAUUCUCUUGACGCUACAGCUCUGAAGUGAUACGGAUCUUAUCCCAUGUCUUUUAUUAUACACUUUUAUACCUGAAGACAACUUCCACGAAUGUUUUUCUUCGAAGCAUACAAUUGUUCUGUGCGCUUCCAUUAGACUGAACGUCAGCGUACUCUUCAAGUUCAGGUUUAUUGAACUUGUGGUGACAUUUGAUUUUCGCGCUCAAGUGCAUAAAUAUGCCACCUCAGUUGCACUGGAUGACAGUGUCACGUCCACUUCGAAGGGUUGUCGUUUUUCAUAAAAUGUAACGAUUUCGUUGGUUGUGGAGUACAUUUUACUUUCACCUGUAAAUGCCAGGGCCUUUAGUCCUGCUUCAAAGCGACUGCAUUGUCCAGAAAUAAAGCAGUUUUACUUGUUGUU
Messenger RNA from Dermacentor albipictus, 3816 nucleotides. RefSeq names its product E3 ubiquitin-protein ligase MIB2-like. Gene Ontology annotation, biological process: protein ubiquitination. The record is from RefSeq and is a predicted model, not a curated record. Gene Ontology annotation, cellular component: cytoplasm. Gene Ontology annotation, molecular function: protein binding. Lineage: Eukaryota; Metazoa; Arthropoda; Arachnida; Ixodida; Ixodidae.